AUGCCCUGCGUUCAAAAGUCACACACUUUAUCCAACAUGCCGCGCUGGCUCACUUUACGGAUUGGGAAAAACUCUGCCAUACCUCAUGUGCCGCAGAAUCAGGCGUGCUGCGCUGAGGUGCGAAACUCUCUUCGCCCAAAAGCAGGAAAGAUGGGUCGAUUUUCACAAAGCUAUGCUAUGAAGCUGCUGCACCCCCCUGCCCAAAGGUGCUUCACCUCUGUUUGUUUGUUUCCGCCCGUUUGUGGUGCUAACUGAACCCAAGAGUCCCUCACCUCCCAGAGAGCAGUUUCCAAAGCAACCCUUAAAGCUGGCAUGUGACUGGGCUGGAGACAUCAGCAGGAUAAAGGAUAAAAUUGUUCUCUGAUACUCCCAGGGAGGUGGUUUGUCUAACAAAUAAUUAAUCUGUUGCCUGCCAGGAACAUCUACAUGUUUCUGACCUCUAUGAAGUGCCGCAAGAAGCAUAAUUGGGAUGGGGGGGGAAGAGGUGGCAGUGGGGAUAUUGAGAUAACUGUAGAUUUUUAAAGGGUCAUAGGCUGUCCCUAUGACCAGCUAUUCUGCUCCAUGGUCUAACUGAAGAACGUAGGAUCAGUUGUCUCAGAGGGUUUUGUUUUGUUUUGUUGCCGAUUUGUUUCUCUGUUAAUUCUGUGUGCUGCUCAAUUAGUAAAGCACUCAAGGAAAUGUUGCCAUAUGACAUGUGUGAUUAAAAGUGUCAGGAACCUCCUUUUAAAACAAACAAACAAACAAACAAACAGAAAUGAACAGUGUUUUUCAUUGGCAAGGAAAAUAGUUCACUUUCCUAUUACUGUUCCGUUCUUGUUUAAAAGAAACAAUAAAAUUAUUGUCUAACUUCCUGACUGGUGCGUCUUAUAAGCCUUCCAUGACACUUUUGCUUGCUAAAUCUAACACCUUUGACACCUGAGGUGUAUAUUUUUUGGAAGGUACCCUAUCUUUUGUCAUCGCAUUCUUUCUCGUAAAUGCUUAAAUUGUUUUCAGUGUGGUUUUUUUCAUUGCUAAGCCUCUUCUCUCUUCUUAGACCUUCUUCCAUAGAAUUGUGGAGUGACUCUGUCUUGCCAUGCUUGCAGCACCACCUGUCUGUGGCCAAGCAAACUGCAACGUGAUGACACUCAAGAGUUAUUUUAUAUAGUAAGAAAAAGGCAAGGGCAGAGCUAAUGGUUCCCCACUCUGAGCUAAUCCAAGAUAUUGGAUUAAAAAUCAUGGGGGGGGGGGAGCGCCUUGAAUUGAGCUUGUUGAACUAUUCAGGUACAACACUUCUCUACACUGCACUGUCUCUGGAAAGUAGAGAUUUCCCAGGAGGCUUCAUUAACGACUACAGAAACAACACAGCGCUGUGCUGAACAUUUUUUUCUUAUUAUUUCCCCCAGUGUUCAAUCAGUAUUAGUGUGGCAGCACAUGCAACUCCGGAACUCCCUGCCUAUUGAGAUCAAGCAGGAGUCUUCACUGCAUUCUUUUGGGCGCUUGCUAAAAACAUUAUUGUUUAGACAAGCCUACCCAGACACCUAGAAAGUUGAGGUGAUUUUAAUCUGUUUUAGCAUUUUAACUUUGGUAUGUUUUAAAGCGGGGUCAUGAAUUUUCCUCGAUUUCAUUGUUUUAUCUUUGUGUAAAGCACUUUUGAGGUUGUUGGGGUUUUUGUUUACAACCAAGCAGCGAAAUAAAAUAAAUUAUUGUGAAAUAAAAUAAAUAAAUUUGUUUACUGGUUAUUCUUGAUAUGGAUUUAGGUAGGCAAAUCUAUGCAAAUUUGAUUCAUGAUUUAAUAUGUGAUAUUUGAUAAAUGUGAUUGCCUAAUAGCAAAAAUAAAGAAUUUUAAAGAUCGGCUUAAUUGGGAAUUUUAAUUUUCAUGUGUUCCUUCUUUGAUACUAGUAAUAGUAUUAUUAAUAAUUACUAGUCUUAUUACUGGUGUUAUGAGAGUCAAGGUUAUGCUGAGCUAAACGCUCAUCAGUAUUUACCACUUUCUAAAGGUCUGCUCUGGUGUAUUUGUGGAUAGGAGGCAGGGGCAACAUCCCUGUGCAUUUUUGCCCCACAUGCUCAGUCCCUGACUUGCCCAAUGUUGAGUGGGGAAGUCUACCUUUUGAAUGCAAAUAGAUUUAAUUAAAAAUCAAUGUCCCCUAUUGCUUGAAAAUCACAAGCGAAGGAUGCAAGAAUCAGGUUCCUCCAAAGCUGGUUCUAUUUAAGUUGUUCAUAAAUUACCUGGUGGAGUUAGGAGCGAACAGCGAGGUGGCCAGGUGUUUUUUUUGAUGACUCCAAAUUGCCUGUGACAGCUUCCCAAGGAUGCAGUUUUGCCCUUUAUGUUCUCAGUGCCCUGUUUCGUUAGCCGUUUAUACUGCAUAAGCCCUGGCUAUUCACUGGCUUCCCACACAAGCUUACAGCACCGAAAUGAGUCUCCCCAUAUAGCACAAUGGAGCAACUUCUUGGACCUUUUGAAGUGGGGAUUACAGUUCCAAUUUUAGCUUUGGUGGUUUCAAGGUCAGGAAAGCUUCUUAAAAUCCUGCCCUUAAUUAGAAACGACAUACAAAUCUUCUUAACCUAAGCCAUCUUCAUGGCCUCUCUCGGUAAUAUAUUGCUGGGAUUGUAUUUCACUUAUAAUGGGACUUGCCUCCAUUAUAAGGUCAGAGUAUCUUCUCCGUUGGGUUAAUGAUUGCUUAUUUUCGCCUCACAAUUCCCUGACGCAGUUACUUGCUUCUUACAGGCGAGUUUGUUCUAUGUUGUUUCAAUAAAGACACCCCCAAAUUUAUGGCAAGCGUAUGAAAUAAUUCCACCAAUCCUAUGACCUUUCCAUGGGGGAUUGUUGCUGUGGUUGCAUUUAUUUAUUUAAUUUGACUGCAAUAGAGUUUACAGCCGUGGGAUUCAGUCACAUACCAGCAAAAUGCAGAGCGCACAGUCGAGGUGCGACAGUCUGAAAGUGGCCUUCCUUGUUUCCAUGGCACGCAUGACAAAGACUGAAUCCAGGCCGUUAUGCAUGGGAAGCACAAGUCUCUGAGGUUUCUGAGCGUGUUGUGCGGAUGCCUGAUUAUCGUCUUCCAAAGCAACUACUCUAUUCUGAACUUAAAAAUGGAAAGAGUAAUGUUGGUAGUCAACAAAAGAGGUUCAAAGACUGUCUCAGGGCAAAUCUGAAAAAAUGUAGUAUAAACACCAACAAUUGGGAAACACUUGCCUGCGAGCGCUCCAAUUGGAGAACAGCCUUUACCAAAGGUGUCAUGGGAUUUGAAGACGCUCGAACUCAGGACGCAAGGGGGAAACGUGCUAAGAGGAAGGCACACUUAGCAAAUCCACACCGUGAUCAACUUCUGCCCCGAAACAUAUGUUCCCACUGUGGAAGGACAUGUGGAUCCAGAAGUGUGGAUCCAAAAUUGGCCUCCACAGUUACUUACAGACUCAUUGUUAAAACUGUGUUUAUCUUACUCGGCUACAAGUGAUUGCCAAAGAGAGAGAAGAGAUUUCCUUAACAAACAGAUUGGGUUAGGUUAGGCCCACUCACUUCAAUGGGAUUUAGGUCUGCCUAACUUUGCACAGGACCAAGCUGUGACUUAGGACUCAAACUGUAAAUUGUUGUAGAGUACGUGUGCUGGUCCCGAGGGCUAACCAUGCGGCGAAGUCUGUGUACAGUCCGAGGUCAAGGAGGCUGUCCGUCAAAGCUGAAGCGGGCUCCAAGGCAGGGAGUCGGGUGAGGUCAGGAACUCUGGCAGAGGAGCAGGACAGGGUGCAGGCAGGAACAGGCUACCAACAAUGUUGCUCCCGCAACAUGGGACUGGGGCUGGCUGGCUUUUAUCUGCCCCGAGGCAUAGGGCGGCCCCGGUCCACAGGUGACUUGCCUCUCCUGGCCUGGAGGUGAGCACUCCUCCUGAGAGAACUUAGUUCCCUCCGCCUCUCUGCCCUGAGCCUCUGCAGCUCAGGAGAGGCUGGAGGGUUACCGGACCCAGAGGCAACCUCAGCUUCCCCUGACAGGGCUGAGAGUGGAGCACCUGCAGGCAAUGGGUCCUCCAUCACCUCUGGAGCCACAGCAGACUCACCUGGUGCCUACACCUGAGGACCCAGCACAGGUGAGGACCCUUCAGGCUCAUGCCCUAGCCCUGGCUCAGCUGGUUUUGGAGGCGGGGACUCCUGUGCAGGCUGGCAUUCCUCAGGUUCAGCCUCCGAGUCUGAAUCCCAGGCCAUCACAGUACAGCAGCAGCUCUGCAUGAUCCUACAAGCCGCACAGCAAGAAAAAGGAACUUGUGGCUCCCCUGAUGAUGUUGGAUGUCUUCUCCUUGUGGGGUUUGUUUGUUUACUUAGCAGAUAUUUGCCUGAAAUGGAAAUGGGAAGACAACAUGGUAUGGCACUUUGAUGAGGACACCUGGAAGGCCACAGGUGCCACAAACCUGCCAUACAGGAAGAGACAAUGAAGAACCACAGCAAACCUCUGUUCUCCCCAAUAUUAUAUCCAAAGGCCAUAGAAGGAGGGAAAACCAUAACGUUUUAUGCGCAUGCACGCACUGCUUGAUUGUAAAAAAACCUCAACAUGGCUUUUACGAAAGAAAGAAUAGUUAAAACUGAUGAAAAUUCACAACCCUACUUUAAAACUUAAAAUACUAAAACAGAUUUAAACUACCUUGGCUUUCUAAGCACCUGGGUAGGAUUGUCUGAAGAGGAAUGCUUUUAGCAGGCACCGUGCAGUGCCAUGGAGGCGCCUGCUUGAUCUCAACAAGCGGGGAGUUCCAAAGGGCACACUAAACAAUCAAGUUCUUACCAACACAGAAUGGGCAUCAUGUGGCACUGCUGAUCCGAAACAGCCGGGUGGGCGCUUGUGGGUAAAGACCAUCUUGCAGAUGAACUGCUCCCGAGGCGUUAAUGGCUUGCUAUGACUGGGAGUGGCCGCCAUGACCGUUUAACACGAGUCCUAAAAGACCUACAUUGGCUCCCAGUACGUUUCCAAGCACAAUUCAAAGUGUUGGUGCCGACCUUUAAAGCCCUAAACGGCCUUGGCCCAGUAUACCUGAAGGAGUGUCUCCACCCCCAUCGUUCAGCCCGGACACAGGUCCAGCUCUGAAAGCCUUCUGACGGUUCCCUCCCUGCAAGAAGUGAGGUUACAGGGAACCAGGCAAAGGGCCUUCUUGGUGGUGGCACCCACCCCGUGGAACGCCCUCCCACCAGAUGUUAAGGAAAUAAACAACUAUCUGACUUUUAGAAGACAUCUGAAGGCAGCCCUGUUUAGGGAAGUUUUUAAUGUUUGAUUGUAUUUUUAAUAUUCUGUUGGGAGUUGCCUAGAGUGGCUGGGGAAACCCAGCCAGACAGGCGGGGUAUAAAUAAUAAAAUUUAUUCUUAUUAUUAUUGCUACGCCAACCUUGAACUCAAGCCCUGCAACCAGUGCAGACCUCACUCUCGUCAGCAAUUGUGCUGUAGCAUUCUGCACCUACUGCAGUCCUGCCGGGUGCCACCCCAAGGUGUCCAUGCAACUUGCGGGUCACACAUCGGUUCCAAAUCUGGAUCCGGAACAGGAGUGAGGGGCUCGUUCCUGACCCACCAGGCUUGUGGCCCAGAGACUGAGCAAGAAAUCCGAUUUUCUCCUCAAAGGGAGAAAAUCUGCAACCUGGAGUUUGCGAGCAGGGACAUCGCAUGGCAGCAGCAACAAAAUGUUGCAGCACGAGGCACUCUUGUUCAGCUUUUUUUUUUUUGGUGGUGGGGGGGUCGCACUUAAGAGCUAAAUUCUGUUGGGAAUUAUAGGGACAGAACUACUUAAAUUGUGGAGAAAUUUAUGUCUGCUACUACAGCAGCAAGAAUGUUAUUUGCCCCAAAGUGGAAAAAAGCAGAAAAGUCCCAGAAAAACAAGAAUGGGUACAAAAACUUGUGGAAUAUGCAGAAAUGGCGAAACUAACCGGAAGAAUAAGAAAUCAAGAUAAACUUUUUUUUAAAAAAAAGAAAGAAUGGAAAUGAUUUAUUGAAUAUUUACAGAUAAAGUGUAAACGGAUAAAAAACAUUGGCAGCAUUAAUGUAAUAAUAACCUGCAGUUUCACAAGAGCAUAUAUUUGCAGGAGAUAAAUCAAAGAGCAACUUGAAUAUGCAGAAGAUAUUUUUUAAAAAAUAAUAAUUUAAGGAACCGCAGAAAGAGGGGGAAGGAAGUCAAAAUUUGGAAAUGUUAAAUUGACUGUCAAACUAAUGAAAUUUAUAAAUUUGAAAAGCAUAAAUAAGAAACUAAAAAACAAACAAAACUAAAGCCCCCGAAAACUCGCGCGUGCGCGCAGAGAAUAUACGAUAUAGUGAAGGAAGGUGAGGACAGGUGACCUCACCUAGGCCCGAAGUCACCCCCACCAAAGCAGGCUCAAAGCUUCUCAAAGCUUUUCAAAAUCAUUUUCUCAGCAGCUAAGCAUCAGAAACAUUCUGCUCUGCUGUAACAAAGGUAGAGAACAGUCCAUUGUUUCUCAGGCCUUUCUCAUGCCUUCUGGCCUUGCUAAAGAACCACAUUGCAACUUGCUUUCUGUCCGGGAUCCAUGCCAGAACAAGAGAUUGAAACAUAUCUGAACACUCUGAAACCCCUUUCCUGGGAAGGGCGCCAAGAGUCCAAAAUAGUCCCAAAGCAGGAGCUUUCUGUUCAUGCUCAGAGGAACUCAGGGGCAGGACUCCCGAGGGAGGAGAAAGGAGGAGGGAACUGGAAGGGUAUACAGUGGUGCCUCGCAAGACGAAAUUAAUCCGUUCCGCGAGUGUCUUCGUCUAGCGGUUUUUUCGUCUUGUGAAGCAACCCUAUUAGCGGAUUAGCGCUAUUAGCGGUUUAGCGGCUAUUAAAGGCUUAUCGGCUUAGCGGCUUAGCUGCUAAAAGGCUAUUAAAGGCUUAGCGGCUUAGAAAAGGGGGGAAGCGAAAAAAUCUCAAGACUCGCAAGACAUUUUCGUCUUGCGAAGCAAGCCCAUAGGGAAAUUCGUCCUGCGAAGCAACUCAAAAACGGAAAACCCUUUCGUCUAGCGGGUUUUCCGUCUUGCGAGGCAUUCGUCUUGCGGGGCACCACUGUAUAUGCUUGUGCACAUGAUUGUGAACUCGUGCAUGCUUUUUGUGAACUAUCACACUUGCUCCUUCUACCAGUUCAUGGAUGGUAGAAAUAAAAGCCUUUUCUCCGAAACUAUUCCUUGAGUGUCUGUUGACUCCCAUUUCCCUUUCUGAGGCGCAAUAUUUUUCCCACCCGAGGGCAAAGCCUCAUAAGGCUACAAUAGAUACUUAAUUGGUUUAGGAUUUUAUUUAAGUGAUGAAUUAAUGUGUUUGAUUUCAUAACGUAAAGAUCUAAGGAUGUUAAUGUUUAAGUGAAAUUAUUUUAAGAACUGUGAUUUGGAAAACCGUUAAAAGGACAUGCCAUGAAAUUCAACCAAGGGGAAGUGAGGAAGUCACUUAAUGUUAAUAAGUGCAAUUUUUAAUAAGAUUAUGAUUUAUGUUUGUUUGUUUUAUGUGUUUGUUUGUUUUUAAUGUUGUGACAACCAAUAAUUUUUUUUAAAAAAAGAAAAGAAAAAAGAGAGUAUAUAGGAUAUCGCUCCUGCGCGCGCGGAUCUCUGAGGGAGCCUUUCCCGUCCGACGGAGGAAGGCGGGCGAGGCCCUCCCGCCGCCUCAGCGCCCCCGACGGGCUUCCUUCCCUGAGGAAGAUGCCGGCCCGGCCCGGCGGCGGAGGCGGCAGGCGCGCCGCGGCCUCUCCGGCCGUCAGUAGGCGGGCGCGAGGCGGCGUGCGCCCGCCCCCUUCCCCGCCCCGCUCCGCCUCGCUGUGGUCGGCGGCGGCCAGGCAGGAAGAGGCGGCGGCGGCGGCGGCGACGACGACAAGAAGGCCCGGCUGAGGCGAGGAAGCGGAGCCAGCGAGCGAGCGAGCGAGUGAGUGGCUGGGAGAGAGCGGGCUGGCGGCUGGGCCUACCUGCCUGGCGGAGGCGCUCCCUCGCGCCCAUGGGUGCCUUUCUGAGGGGAGAGAGGGAGACAGAGAGGCGCCCUCACACCCUCCUCCUCCUCACCGGGCACAGGCUGCCACCGUCGCCUCCGGUCUCACCAGGCCUCGCUGGGCUUGGAGCGGGGUGUGGGGGGGUCCUUCCUUCUUCCUCCCCCUACCCGCCUCUCCUUUUUGGGCCUGCUCCCCUUUGCUCAAAGUGGGGGGGGGUGUGCAAAGAAACUUGAGGGCCCCUAAGGGAGGUUGUGUGGUUGCGUGCUUUUUGUGUGUGUUUAAAGGCGGCCCUGGGAUCCUCAGGCGAAGGGGAUCCUUUGGUGUGUGUGUGUCCCCCCAAUAAAAUAUUUGAGGGGGACGUUUGAGGGGAAUUCCCAUUCAAAUGGGGUGUGUGUGUGUGUGUGUGCGCACCAUGGGGCUUCCCUGAGGCCCCCAAUAUUUUAUGCAAGUUGGGCACCCCCUGGGUGAUACAGAAUACAGCAAUGAUCAUAAUGGAAGUUGGCAUAGACUAAUGAUAAUGGUGAUAAUUGGCACCCCUGGAAUAAUGUUGGUGCUGAUGCUGCAAAUUUUGUUGGGCCCAGUGUGCACGAAAUGCAGAUUACAGCAUGCUUGUUUUAUUAUGCAUCUGACUUGUCUCCCCGAAAAUUACCCCAGAUUACCUUGUUCCUCCCUCCUUCUCCCCCUUGUUUGCACAACAUCCCUGCGAAGUGGACCGAGAGGUGCUGAGUGGCAAAGUGGGAGCCAGUGUGGCGUAAUGAUUUAGACAGUGUUGGACCUGGGAGUGCAGGGUUUGAAUCUGCACUCGGACAUAGAAUCGUAGAGUUGAGAGGGACCAAUUUAUCCAUCUAAUCACUACAAACGCAUGAAUGUUCAGAGGGGUGGGAAAUGGUAUGAGUGAGGCCACAAGAUGCAAGAAUGUGCGCUGAGCUCAGAAGGCAUAGACGUGUUGCAAACCAUUUGUUUUUCUUUUCUUUUUCUUUUUUUCCCAAUGCAGAAUCAUAACAAAAAUUACAAACAUUGAAUCCAAAAUAAUACUAUACAAAAAAAACACGAACAUACAAAAAAAAAAACAAAACAAAAGAAAAAGGGAAAGGAAACAAAACUAAACUAAACAAAAACGAAAAAGCACACAUCUACAGAAAAAAACCAUAUCAUUACGUACAUAAACACAUAUUGACUUCCUUCCUUUGUUCUAAGACCUCAAAAAAUUUACUAUUACUAUAUUGUUGUGUCUAAUUAGAUUACUUCUACCUUUGUACUUUUUCUUUUCUUUUUUUUAAACACCAUUUUUUUUAUUUAACCCUGUAAAGCAUCAUUCAUUACAUACCAAUAUACUAACUCCAGAACAAUGUUUUUUCAUAUACUCUUUAGCACAACCCCAUUCUUUUAAUAAUUUGUUUUUCUUGUGUGUCAUGGCUUUUUGGUUCUGUUCGCAGCUCCAGUUUAUGUUUUAUCUAUCUGUGUCUUCCAAAUGAGAAUUACGCUUCAUGUUUUUGACAGUGAGGUUAUGCUCCACAAGAAAACUUUUCGUUCUUUAAGAUGCUACAAGGUUGCUAUCUAGUGGGCACCAGUGACAUGCUAAUAAGGAGUGUGAGUAGCUCCUUGCUUCUUGGAGUAAACCUAUCCUGUAUGGGCUUAUGUAAAUUACACUAGUUAUACUUAAGGCCCACUAUCCAAACACUUAGUAUACAAAAAAAAUCACUUAUCAAAAUACGAGGAAGUAGUACUCUUAAUCUUGCUAUGCACAUUGCAGAUUCAAAUAUCUAAACAGCCAGAUCUGUGUGUAGUACUGUUAAACAAAUAAGCCUCUUUAAACAAGGCUUUUUGCCGCAGCCUUUUCAUCAGAAACCAUGGUGAAGAGGGGAGGAAGGAUGAGAGACUGGACAAAUAAGAUAACAUUUUUUCCUUCCUUGUUGCCUUUUGCAAGGUUUCAGAGGGUUUCCCCAGGGUUGUUGUUUUUGUCAUUUUGGGAUCAAAGUUCCUUGGUCGGGAACACAUUAGAAAUUUUCCUAUAGGAAUCAGUAGAAAUAGUUGACCAUUUAUGUGAUCGCUUGUCUGACAAAAGGUUUCCUGAGAAGACAUUUUAUUCGGAUAGCAGGACCUGCCAGUAGACCAAUCCUAUGCAGGUUUAUACAGAUAUAACACAUGGUGUUUAAUGGAGAUUACAGUGGUACCUCGGGUUACAGACGCUUCAGGUUACAGACGCUUCAGGUUACAGACUCCACUAACCUAGAAAUAGUACCUCAGGUUAAGAAUUUUGCUUCAGGAUGAGAACAGAAAUUGCAUGGCGGCAGCAGCGGGAGGCCCCAUUAGCUAAAGUGGUGCUUCAGGUUAAGAACAGUUUCAGAUUAAGAACGGACCUCCAGAACGAAUUAAGUUCUUAACCCGAGGUACCACUGUACUGUACUCCCAAAUAAGUGUGGUUAGGAUUGUAGCAUUACAUCAUUUGAAGAUUGGCAUGCUUGCAUUUGUCAUAAUUUGUUACUUUUCUUACUAAGCACUUCUGAAUUGACUUUUCAAGGCUUCAGGUUGUUUCAUGCCAAAUCUUCUUCAUAACUGGUUACUUAUCCAUGAGAAAGUUUACAGGAUUAUGCUGAGUUGACAUGCUGUUAAUAGAAGAUGCAAAAAGAUUUGUGGUUAUUGAUUGAUCUCUGAAGUUCAUGCUGAAUUUCAGUGUCACACAAUGCAAAGCAUUAAUAUGGGUCUUCUCAAGUACUUUCUAAUCUUAAUCUUUGCAACCCGCUCUCCUCACUGUUAGGAUUCAGCCAUUUGCCCCAAACCAUCACCAGGUGUGUUGAAUAGCUGUGCUCCACAUUUUAUUAUGUUUAUGCAUUAAUCAGCAUUAAAACUUUCCCAAGGUUGUAUUUCCUAAAUAACAUAGUUCCUCUAUGAUGGAAAAUAAAUAUGCAGUCACUUGAUUGGCCCAGCUCAACUCUUACUCCAUUUUUACACCUAUGAAAGCAGUUCAAUCCAAAUUUCUGAGGGUUGUUCUUUAGGUACCCUGAGGCAUGACAAACAUCACCCAGUGUCUGGAGGCUGGCCUCUAGAAAGCUGAAGCAAGGGACUGGCUUGUUAUUUUCAAUUUUUGGCUGAAGUGGGUGGCGUUGUGGGUUAAACCACAGAGCCUAGGGCUUGCCGAUCAGAAGGUCGGCGGUUCGAAUCCCAACGACGGAGUGAGCUCCCGUUGCUCGGUCCCUGCUCCUGCCAACCUAGCAGCUCGAAAGCACGUCAAAGUGCAAGUAGAUAAAUAGGUACCGCUCCGGCGGGAAGGUAAACAGCGUUUCCGUGCGCUGCUCUGUUUUGCCAGAAGCGGCUUAGUCAUGCUGGCCAAAUGACCCAGAAGCUGUACGCCGGCUUUCUCGGCGAAUAAAGCGAGAUGAGCGCAGCAACCCCAGAGUCAGUCAUGACUGGACCUAAUGGUCAGGGGUCCCUUUACCUUUACCUUUAGCCUUACAUCCAACUGGCUUAGUAGCCCCACAAACCAUUCAGUUUGCUGUUCAUAAAACUUCUGAACUCUAGCUAUACAGAUUUUCCUUGCCAUUUCUCUGGAAUAGGAGAGGCCUAGAGUAGCUCUAAAGCAAUGUUUUGCAGAUGUUGAAUGCCAACAUCAUCUCGGUUCAACCUCCAACCACACACUAAUUGACGGAGCACUCUAAUUCAGUAAACCAGCUAACUGUUUUUCUGCACUCUUGGUCCAAAAGCAUUGCACAGGCUUCACACUGGUGCGCCUCAGUGCCCUUUCUUCAGCAGUACUGGAGGGAAGAUACUUAAAAAUAUAAAGAACAUGCAGCACUUAGAGGGCUUGGAACAGUCUUCUUUUGCAGGACCCCAAACCCACCUGUCCUCCCUAGUCCACUAUAGACCAGACAAAAGGGAGAAGAAAGGCAGACUAGGUCACAUAGUGCUCCUGAGAUAAGCUCAAAGGCAAAUUAUUAACCCUGCUCUUCUGAUGAAAGUAGAGCCAGGACUGGGAGGGACUAUUCACUUUAUUAAUCUUUAUUAUUAAGAAAUCAAAGCAAGAAACACAUAGAACACCUUAUCCAGAUGUGUAUAAUAGAGUGAAAAGAAUAAAGAAAGUAAAUAGAAAUAGCAUAUAGAAAAGUAAAAUUGGAAUGAAUAUUAUUGAAAGUUGUAGUCAUAACAUGUACUCCAAAGAGGAAAAGUACAAAACGUCUUGAGGUCAGUUCCUGGCUGUGAUUGCUUGUUGCAGCGCAGUACUUGGCCACACUGAGAGUGAUAUAGAUUCAUUUUAAUCUGAGAGAAGUAGGAGGAGGGUGGAUGGCAGUUAACGGAUUGAGGUUGAAUCCUGAUAAGACAGAAGUACUGUUUCUGGGAGGCGGGGGCAGGUAGGUCUUGAAUGGGGUAACUGUGUCCCUAAAGGACCAGGUACUCAACCUUGGGGUCAUUUUGGACUCAUAACUGUCCAUAGGGGUGCAGGUCAAUUCUGUGUCCAGAGUAACUGUCUUCCAGCUCCAUCUUGUACGCCAACCAAGACAGUACCUGCUUGCGCACUGUUUCACCAGAGUGGUACAUCUCCCACUUGGACUACUGCUGUGUGCUGUACAUGGGGCUACCUUUGAAGGUGACUUGGAAACUGCAGCUGCCAGUCUGGUGACUGGAAGCGGCCACUGGGACCAUAUAGCACCAGUCCUAAAAGACCUGCAUUGGCUCCCAAUAUAUUCCUGAGCACAAUUCAAAGUGUUGAUGUUGACCUUUAAAGUCCUUAAUGGCUUUGACCCUGAAGGAGCGCCUCUACUCACAUCGUUCAGCCUAAACACUAAGGGCCAGCUCCGAGGGUCUUCUGACGGUUCCCUCACUGUGAGAAGUUAAGUUACAGGGAACCAUGCAGAGUUACACCCGCCCUGUGGAACGCCCUCCUGUCAGAUGUUAAAAAGAUAAAUAAUGAUAAGAUCUUCUGUAGACAUCUGAAGGCAGCACUGCAUUGGGACGCUUUUAAUGUGUGAUGUUCUGCUGGUUGUUGUUGUUGUUGUGUUUCUGUAUACCCUGUUGGAAGCCAACUCAAGUGGCUGGGGCAACCCAGUCAGAUGGGCAGGGUAUGAUGAUGAUGAUUAAUAUGAUCUGAUUGUCUUGGCUUACGGGUUCUGUUUUUUUUAAAAAAAAGAUUUUAUGCAGUUUUUGGUAAAAGGAGAACAUGAGUCACCAUCUUGACCUUUUCACAGGGGCACUUGUGUUCAUGGUAGGUGCUGCACAUGUUCCCUAUUUUUAUUUUGAAUUAAGAAAAGAUGCAAAUGGAUCAUCACUCCCAGCAACUGGAGUUCUGCCUGGCAGAGGGCCAGUGAACUUACUGUGAAACAUUUCUGCUCCUCCUUAGUCCCCUGCAGAAGGACUUGGGGACCACAUAUUUUAGUUCUUACCUGGGUCAGCAGCUUGCUUGCAGAGAAGUCUACCCUCCUGGGGGCUGUUGCUGCAAAUAUGUUGUCUUUACAGCGGAAUUAAAGGCAAGAAGAGGCUGCUGGGGAAGGGACGGAUCACUCUUGUCAGAUAGCUGAAAUGAUCUGUAGAGGUCUUUUGAAAUUAGGCUGAGGGCUGCCUUUGGCUCUAGGUCUGCAGGGUACCCACCCCAGGACAGGGGGGAAAGGAUGUUGUAUAAGACUUUCUAGUUGGAAGGAAAAGCUAGAUUUGGCUGAUUUCUAUUUUUAAUAUUGUUUAGUCUCCAACCAGGUAGGAUCAGAAAAUAGGUGUCAGUUGCAUUCAGCUUUUUUCUAAACAUCCUCCUCCCAUUUCUGUAUCCUGUUAUUGGCUUCUGGGUGCAAUUCCCUUUUUCUGUGUCUGGGCUGAGGCCUUGAAAGAGAUGUCUCAUAUGGUCCUGUGUCAUCCUUCAGAAGAACUCCAGAAGCAGAUGAAGCCUGCUGUUUUCCUACCCCCGGCCCUCUCUUCUGCUUACAGUCACUGCAGAGAAGUGACAGUAGCUGGGGAACAAGUGCGGCGCACUUAGAGCUGUGGUUCCCUGGACGAGACCUUGUCCUUUGUAACGGUCAUCUGCUGCCUGGUUUUCCUAUCCGCUGAUUUUUAGAGGUGGAGGAUGCCAGGAGACUCAUGUAGUCAUACUUGGAGAAGCUUACAAUGAAAGCAAUGACUACUUUGUUUUAAUGUCUAAAUUAAUGACUGAUAACUUCCUGGAUGGAAAAAUGGGACACAAAUAUUACAAAUAAAUAAAAAUGUCAGUCCUGUCUCCCCUACAAAUGCCAUUGUGAGGUUCCUUGCCCACAUUUUUUGUAUAACAAAAGGUAGAAACAUACACUUUUGCCUUUAAAAAACAGCAAAAGUCGAGGAUCAAGGCCAACCAUUCAUACUAUCCAGUGCAAACGCUGCAGUAUUUUCACUGGGUUUUUUUUCUUCAUUGCAGGGCAUCUGUUGCUUGCUGUUCCAGACGAUUAACUCCCAUGACCAGUAAGGCAGCACAACGGGACCACCCACGAACAAGGGUUGGGUUUCUGCAUACCCAGGUGACUCCACAAAUAUGUAGAAAAAAACUGGAUUUAAAGGCAAGGUGGGGGAACCCCAACACUGAAAGAAUGAGAGAGUUGUGUGUACUGUCAUGGAAACAUACAGGACAGAGAAGUUGGGAUUGUGAGGGUGCAUGAUAUCAAGUACGAAUCCCCAACCAAGAAUCCUUCAGGCCAGGAGUUAGGAACCCCUGACUUAUCAGGCAUUGGAAUCCCAGACAUUGCUUCCCACGAUGGAAGGUGAUAGAGCUAGUGAAACAAUUACAGAGUGCUGAAAAGGGCUAUCUACCCUGCUUUUGGCUCUUAGGGUCUCUGCCCCAUUUGCAGUUUAAAGGCUAGUAUGGAGACGAUUUGUGCUUUUCCUCUUAUCCUUUCUCCAUUCCCAAUCAAUAACUUCCACCAAGCAAUCUUUAAAGCUACGAAAGGUGCAUACUGGCCGUAGCUUAAAGAGUCUUGGAGGAAGUGGCAGAAACAAGGCUCAAGCGUGUGAACUUUUAGGGACACACUCCAUGAAUCUAUAGUAAAGGUUUAGGUAAGAAAAAUAUUGCCACUGAAAGUUUUCCCUUUGGGACUGCUCAGACAACAACCAGAAAUUAUAAUCUCCUGAUUGUAUACCAUGACUGCUCUUGUUUGGGGCUUGCUGAGUCCAGAAUGGAAAAUGCUGUAGUGAUACAGGACUCAGGAUGAAGAUACAGCUAAAUGCUGUCGGUUACCGCAUGUUUGUUCCUGGGCUGUUGCCAGUCUCUCUCUUCCUGCCCCUGUUUUAUUUUUUUUUAAUUAAUUAAAUUAUAAAUAUUAUUGCUAGACCUCCUAUCUCUUAAAUUCUGGAAAAGUAAGAGAAUGCCGGGAGGGAGGGAGGGAAGCAAGCAUGCAGGUGGCAAAAUAAGGGUGGGACAGUAUUAGUCUCUCUGCCCCCUCCCUUAAAAAAAUAGCAAAAUGGCAUCCCACUUUACACUGACAUUCUGUGCUAUUUAUUCAUGUUUCAUGCUAAAAAGAAAAGAAAGAGGCCUAGUGCUUUUCAUUUGGAAUGCUGUUAAGAAGACAUCGCUAAAAUGUGUUUCACUGAAAAUUAAUCCUCAGCUGUGAAAGGUCAUCCUAUAUUAAUCUGCCUGCCAAGAACAACCUAGGGUGCUGCCUUUGAACUAUACAUCUUUUAAUUGCAUGACUCAGUACCUCAGAACCAUCUUUCACAAGUGGGUGAAGCUUCCUUACUCAAAGGCAUCUCACCCACUAUUAUCUAUUCCCAGUCAACAGCAGCUCAUCAGGGUCUUGGACACAGAGGCCUUUCCUUGCCUCAUACAUUCUGGUAUUGCUCUAAUGAAAGAUGUAUGGAAUUGUACCUGGGACCUUUUGCAGGAAAAGCAUCAUGAUCCCUAAAGGAAAAGUUUUACUCUUCUUUCUACCAACAAGGAGCUGAGCUGAGCUGAUGUUGAGGGAGUGCAGUCUUACUAGAAAAUUGUUUCUGUAAGGUUGUUGAUAUCAUGAGCCCCACAGCAAUGUUGGGAAUCGGGAUUGAGUUGGCAGACUCUGAAGCAGGAGGAGGAAGAAAGAUGGGGAAUGUAGGCACUCUGGGUUGGACAAAGUAUCUCCCCCUUCCACUCUGACUUUGGAACGAGGAGAAGGUAUGCCAGCUCUCCCCUCCAACCUUCCUGUGGAGCAGAGAGACCCAGUGGAGAAUGGGAGAGGCUUUGAUCAGUCAGGGGCAGAAACUGAACUCAUUCAAGAGGCUAGACAGGAGGGCACUGCUUUGUCACCUGGAACCAGGUGACGCCUUCACAAAUGGGAACAAUCCCACCCACCCCGAAGGAGUGCACACUUGCAAUCUCAACAUUCCCAGAAGGCAAGAGAGUCUUACGAGUGAGUGUGCCUUAUUUUAACAGGGAAAGUUGCUGGGACAUCUUUGCCAUUUCCAUCCGGUUCUGAAAUUCUUAUUCUGCUCCAGAACUCCUGUAUCCUGUAUCUUGACUCUUGAGUCUGUGUCUGCUUUCCAGCCCAUGACAUUAAAUUGGAACUCUUUCUUUCUUAAAAGCAAGAACAUCUGUCUGUAUUGAGCAGGUGAUGAGAUAGUUGGGAUGGCUGUGGCCAAAAAUGCAGAAAAGUUUUCAAACUUUGACACACACACACACACACACACACACAUUUAUAUUUAUAUAUUUAUAUGCCUAGGCAUGUAACAUUUUCCUUGUGUUUGCAGGUUUAUGUCUUUUAG
This is a messenger RNA of Podarcis lilfordi (Lilford's wall lizard), 16568 nucleotides long. NCBI's taxonomy places the organism in Eukaryota, Metazoa, Chordata, Lepidosauria, Squamata, Lacertidae. The record is from the annotation of a GenBank genome assembly.